This is a messenger RNA of Cygnus atratus (black swan), 3171 nucleotides long. It is a transcript of the gene OTUD3, whose product is annotated as OTU deubiquitinase 3. The coding region runs from base 14 to 1111 and encodes 365 amino acids. NCBI's taxonomy places the organism in Eukaryota, Metazoa, Chordata, Aves, Anseriformes, Anatidae. Gene Ontology annotation, biological process: protein deubiquitination. The record is from RefSeq and is a predicted model, not a curated record. Gene Ontology annotation, molecular function: cysteine-type deubiquitinase activity. The transcript has 8 exons.
GCUCCCUGCGGGGAUGUCCCGCAAGCAGGCGGCCAGGGCCCGGCCCGCCGGCCGCAGGAGGGCCCCGAGCCCCGCAGCGGGCGGAGGCGGCCUCGCCAGGCAGCUCCGGGCCCUCGGCCUCAAGCUGCGGGAGGUGCCGGGCGAUGGCAAUUGCUUGUUCCGGGCCCUUGGUGACCAGCUUGAGGGGCACUCCCGAAACCACCUCAGACAUCGCCAGGAAACGGUGGACUACAUGAUAAAGCAGCGGGAGGAGUUUGAACCGUUCGUGGAAGAUGAUGUUCCCUUUGAGAAACACGUUACCAACUUGGCAAAGCCGGGUACCUUUGCUGGCAACGACGCUAUUGUGGCCUUUGCAAGGAACAAUCAAAUGAAUGUGGUUAUUCAUCAGCUUAAUGCUCCACUGUGGCAGAUUCGAGGCACAGACAAAAACAACACGAGGGAGCUGCACAUUGCAUAUCGGUAUGGAGAGCACUAUGACAGCGUGAGGAGAAUUGAUGAUGACUCAGAAGCUCCAGCAUAUCUUCAGAUGGAGAUGCUUUCCAAAAACGAUGCAAGUGAGGAGGAAAUGAAGCCAGAGAAGAGUGGCUCUGAAGAUGAGAUUGAAGUUGAAAAGGAAGCUGCUAUACAAAAAGUGUGCAGUGCAACUGGAUGUUCAGACAUUGAGUUAGUAAGCCAGGUUCUGAAAGUGGAAGACUACAACGUAGAUUCUGCAAUAUUUGCCAUCCUUCAAGUGAAGGAAAUGGAAGGUAUCAGUGCUGAGGAGCAGCGCGAUCCUCAGAGCAAAGGUCAGAAAUCGUGUACCUCAGCCCUGUGGGAAGAUAACAGAAGUGGUUCAAGAAUCUUCAGAAAUCAGAGUUUGCAUCAAGAUGAAAUAGAAAACCACAAAGGACUGGCUAAAUCUAAUGAAGAUAGUCGAUCCAGCAAAAACCCAAAGGUAUCAAAAAAACUAAAGAAGGAACAGCAACGGCUGGAGAAAAAGAAGAGACAGGAAGAAAGGCACCGACAAAAGGUCUUGGCCAACAAAAGUAACUGUGCAGAUAGCAACAGGAGAGAGAUGGACUCGGAUAACCAGAUCACCUUGGUGAAGGCCAUGACGGCUCUAAACAUAUGACUGAAUGUUCUGAGCAUUCUGGUGAGAAAAGCAAAGGAAACCGAUCAAGACAAAACUCCUCUUAAGCAAAUUUCCAAGCACCCACUGUCAUCUUGAAAUCAAUUUCUGCAGAGAUCUCUGAGCACAUAGGAACUUUGUUUCUUCAACUGCAGGGCAAACAGUUACUCAGUAAUUCUACGUCAACCUGUGUGAGAGAAGAGAGUUUUAAACUUAACAAAAAAGUAGAGGUUUAUUUUUGUUCUUAUGGAGUUAGGUUAAGGUGAGAACCUUUUCCCCACACAGCAAUGCCAGACUUGCUUUGAGAUCUCUUGAUAUGCUUAGAUUUGUUAUAGCAACUUUGUGCUUAGUUAUGCUUAGAGGAGAUUUAUUUUACCUUACUGUCAGGGAAAGCGUUAACAGUUCUCAACUCAGGAACACACUUUUUUUUUUUUUUUUUUAAUUUAAAUUUAAAAAGUAAGGGAACAGAGGAACAGAAUCCUUCCAAAACACUAAGUGUCAGCCAACACUCUCAAACAUAAUAUUCCUCUUUUCUUUCUCAUCCAAGAGAGUUAAACCAGUGGGCUCCUGGUACUGCAGAGCCAUUUCUUCUGAUCUAUAAAGUCUAAUGAGGUAGCAAUAUGACACACUACAAGCAGGCAUGAGAUUUCUGCUGAGUGCUGUUACUUGAACAUCUGGAAUCUCAUCUCCUUUGCCAUACUUUGGAGCUGUAGGGCCACUCCAGAGCUUUAGUCCAAGCCAGGAACUUAAUAGUUUUUAGUCUCUAAAUGAAAUUUGUGUAGCCAACGGAUUGGGAGUUCUGGGAACAAGCUUCCAAGCAGCAGCGAUCACUGGGAACCCUGCCUGCUUCACUCUUCGUAAAUCAAGCUUUUUCCAGAAUAGGAUUUUCAUCUUAAAUCCCUCUUGCAUAUGGUCACUAGGUACUGUAGAAUGUAUACUUUGAAUCCUGUGGUGCUUUUAUAGGGAAUUUGGACUGAAGUGUAAGGACUGUGGGAUUUGGCCCUAGACUUAUGGCUUGCAGUAUUUCAGCCUCACUCAGGUUUUGGACUUGUAUCAAGGAGUAAGCUUUAAGAAAGCACGUGCACUUACACACAGUAGACAACAGGAGGCACUUCAUCAGCCAGGGCAGAGAUGAAAUAAAUUUUUUCAAAUUAAGGAGCAUUGUUGUUUUUCUUCAAAUCUAUACAUUCUUUGAAGCUUCCAAAUCGAUACGUAAAUGCCUUUUUUUGACUGAAAUGCCAAAACCUGAGGUAGUAUUUCUUCAUAUGCUCUGCUACUGCUCUUGAUAGAGCAUUUGAACAAUAAAAAGGAAGGAGCUCUACUUUAAAUACUGACGGUGUAGGCGAACAGGCUUGAAUGCUUGUUAAAAAGUUACUUUGGUUCCUGUAAUGAGCUUGGCAGAAAUAAAAAGAAAUAUAAAACAGCUCUUAUGCUUUAUGGAGGGACAGUAUCUGGGAAGUGAAGAAGCAUAUUACGUGCUGCUGUAAGUGCCUGUGGCAGGCAUUAGAAAUUACUGUAGCGGGAAAUCUGAAUAGUAUUUGGUAGGUAGGAGAACAUGGAUGAGCCUUGAGUUUUCAGUGCUGUUUGAAAAUCGGUAAAAUCCAUUUUAUGCUAACCAUUAGAUGACCUGUUAGCAAUGUUAUUUCUGGAAUUCUCUUUCCCACUUGACUUUUACAAAAGUGGAAAGAGUGGAUAGCUUCAGUGGGACAAAGUGCAGGUCACUUCACCGGUGUGAUGAGACUGGAAGGCAGCAGGCACGUCAAGGUAGUUCAGGUAAAUGUAUCACCUUUGUCUUACCCAGCCUUGGAGGGAUGUUUUUGGUUUUUUGGUUAUUUACCAACAGUCUUGCCUCAUCUGCAAUACUUGAACAGCAAAGAAAGUCAUCCAUGGUAUCCACGUGUGCAGCAGCAUUCUGGAAGGUGCCUUCAUCUUCUGUUGGGUUCUGCUGAAACUACACAAGAGUUUUCUUUCUCUUUCCUUUUCUAAAUGCUCAGUGGGGCAUAUGCUUCUGUUACCAAACCAAAUCCCCAGUUUUUGAUACUGAGUGCAAUAAAGGUUAUAAA